Toxotes jaculatrix (banded archerfish) is the source of this 1410-nucleotide messenger RNA. RefSeq names its product gamma-aminobutyric acid receptor subunit gamma-3. The record is from RefSeq and is a predicted model, not a curated record. The transcript has 9 exons. Bases 1 to 1410 code for a protein of 469 amino acids. NCBI's taxonomy places the organism in Eukaryota, Metazoa, Chordata, Actinopteri, Toxotidae. Gene Ontology annotation, biological process: nervous system process; gamma-aminobutyric acid signaling pathway; regulation of postsynaptic membrane potential. Gene Ontology annotation, cellular component: postsynapse; GABA-A receptor complex; neuron projection. Gene Ontology annotation, molecular function: GABA-A receptor activity; benzodiazepine receptor activity; transmitter-gated monoatomic ion channel activity involved in regulation of postsynaptic membrane potential.
AUGUCAUCCAAAUUACUGGCCUGUGUCUUACUUCUGUCCGUCCUUCAUGCGCGCUCUCUAACACUGGAGUACGAAGGAGACUAUGAGGAUGUCACUGUGAACCAAAUGCUGGCUCCUAAAUCACAGGAGACCGACGCCACGGAAAUACUCAACAAUUUACUGAAAGAAUAUGAUAAGAAACUGCGGCCGGAUAUCGGAGUCAAACCAACUGUCAUAGAUGUCGACAUAUUUGUGAACAGCAUCGGACCAGUGUCAUCGAUAAAUAUGGAAUACCAAAUCGACAUCAUCUUUGCCCAGACGUGGACAGACAGCCGUCUCAGAUACAACAGCACAAUGAAAAUAUUGACUUUGAACAGCAAUAUGGUUGGACUUAUUUGGCUUCCAGACACCAUCUUCAGAAACUCCAAGAAAGCAGAUUCCCACUGGAUUACAAUGCCUAACCAGCUGCUCAGAAUAUGGAAUGAUGGGAAGAUACUUUACACCUUAAGACUGACAAUAAACGCAGAAUGCCAGCUGCAGCUGCACAACUUUCCAAUGGACGAACACUCCUGUCCGCUCAUCUUCUCCAGCUAUGGAUACCCACGAGAUGAGAUGAUUUACAAGUGGAGGAAGAACUCUGUGGAGGCAGCUGACCAGAAGUCCUGGCGUCUCUACCAGUUUGAUUUUAUGGGCCUGAGAAACACCACAGACAUUAUAAAGACUACGGCAGGGGACUAUGUGGUGAUGACAGUGUACUUUGACCUGAGUAGAAGAAUGGGCUACUUCACCAUCCAGACUUACAUCCCCUGCAUCCUCACCGUGGUCCUGUCCUGGGUGUCCUUCUGGAUCAAAAAAGAUGCCACACCAGCCAGAACGGCUUUAGGUAUAACCACAGUGCUGACUAUGACUACUCUCAGUACUGUGGCCAGGACGUCACUACCCCGAGUGUCUUAUGUCACUGCCAUGGACCUUUUCGUCACUGUCUGCUUCCUGUUUGUCUUUGCUGCUCUGAUGGAGUACGCAACAUUAAAUUACUACUCAUACAGCACCAGACGACCCAGCUGCAUGGAACCUAAAAGAUCAGUAACAUUACUCAAAAAUCCAUUUUGCUUCCUGUGCUUUUGUACGACUGACUUUUCUUCUUCCCCUCAGAACUACUCUGUCCUGGAUGUGCGACCUUCACACACUGUCAUCGCUUUAAACAACUCCAUGUACUGGCAGGACUUUGAGGACGCCUGUGUCUACGAGUGUCUGGAUGGAAAAGACUGCCAGAGCUUCUUCUGCUGCUUUGAGGAGUGUAAAGAAGGAGCAUGGAGAAAAGGACGUGUCCACAUAGAUCUACUUGAACUGGACGCAUACUCGCGUGUCUUUUUUCCCACCUCCUUCUUACUGUUCAAUAUCGUCUACUGGGUGGGCUAUCUCUACCUUUAG